Messenger RNA from Drosophila rhopaloa, 1149 nucleotides. RefSeq lists its product as uncharacterized. NCBI's taxonomy places the organism in Eukaryota, Metazoa, Arthropoda, Insecta, Diptera, Drosophilidae. The transcript is spliced from 2 exons. Bases 110 to 1042 code for a protein of 310 amino acids. The record is from RefSeq and is a predicted model, not a curated record.
CUGCCAACACCAUUCCAUCAGACCCGCCCGGAGACAGCACACACACCUAGUACCCAAACUCAAUCCCAGAUCCCUUGUUCCCAGAUACUCAGUUCCCACAGCCCAGACGAUGGCCGAAGGUUUCAAGAAGUACUUCAAUGGGACAACCAUCAACGGGCGCGCUAACGUUGCCAAGGCCACAUACGCCACAAUAGCCCUGCUGUACAUCAUAUACCGCUUGCGCCGCGGAUCUGGCAAGUCUUCCAGCGAGUUGGCCAGCGGGAAGUGCAGCUGCGAAGCGGACCACGAUGCACCACUGAAUGGCGACAUAGGCGUCUAUGCCGUGGAUCCCGACUGUUCCGUUUGCCGGGAGCGAUCGGAGCGGGCGAUGACUGAAUACGAUCGCGAGCAGCAGCGACGGGCGGCGAACGAGGAUGACGAUGGCUGCCGUGACGAUCCGCCACCCCCGCCGCCCUCAUCCAGUGGAUCCGGGGGAGCCGGCUCAGCUCCGCCGCGCCGCAAGUGUCCCUGCGAGGAGACGCAACGGCGCGCGGAAGGAUCCCUGAAGCACAGCAGCAGCAGGGCGCGGGGUCAGCAGAUCCAGCCGCCCAACCAGUACCAACAGUACUUGCAGCCCGAGCCAGAGCAAGUGCGUCCGGCCAGCCAGCUGAUGGGUCAAGUGCACGACGCCUUUUACCGGGUGCUGCGAGGAGUCGUGGGGGCUGUUUUGGGUACUGCGGCGGUCAACACCAGUGGGAGCGGUACCGCUGCCAAUGCUCAGGCUCAGGCAGCCGCAGGAGCAGGAUCCUCGACUGAUGAGCAGGAGGAUGAGGAAGAGCGCGACGAUGGCCAGGAGUACGAGAACGGCGAUGAAACCCAGCUGAAGCGCCGCACCGCUCCACGCUCCUGCGUGCCCACCAGCAACGGCCAGGAGAACUCCGCGGGACAGCCGGAGGAGAUGCCCCGGGAACAGGCAGACGCCCAGCCAAAGGAACAGGCGGAGUACAGCGCCUUCAGCGAUGGCUUUGCCUCCGGUCUGUACUUUACCAGCGACGAGAAGUGAUUGAUGAGCGGCUGGGACAGGACUCCGCUGGUUGCCAUGCGUCUCCGGACCAGGUGCUUCUGGGGAUCUGCUAAAUUCUUGGUUGAAAUUAAAUUUUUAAAAAAGUA